Messenger RNA from Asparagus officinalis (garden asparagus), 3287 nucleotides. Its product is annotated as protein FAR1-RELATED SEQUENCE 6-like. Lineage: Eukaryota; Viridiplantae; Streptophyta; Magnoliopsida; Asparagales; Asparagaceae. Gene Ontology annotation, biological process: regulation of DNA-templated transcription. The coding region runs from base 26 to 2815 and encodes 929 amino acids. The transcript is spliced from 7 exons. Gene Ontology annotation, molecular function: zinc ion binding. The record is from RefSeq and is a predicted model, not a curated record.
CGGUCACCUCCGGUACCCUCCGGCCAUGGACGAAGGCACCAGCGCUCGACCCCCCAAAAACCCUAGACGCGCUCGCCUCGCUAACCGCGAUCUCAAUUCCCAGGAAGCCGACGCCGAAUUGCUGGAACUCGACGAUGACGACGACGACGGCGCCGACGGCGGUUACGACGGCGUUCCCGAGGUGGGUAUGGUCUUCAAAACCCACCAAGAAGUUUCCAAGUUCUAUAAACGCUACGCUCGCCGAGUUGGGUUCGGGGUUUCAGUUCGCAGAUCUUCGUUUACUAAAGAAGGGCAUUGCCUGUACUUAGAAUUGAUGUGUUGUAAAGGGGGUAGGAAAAGGCCAGAACCUAAAUUUAGGAAGAGAACUAGUGCAACUACUAAUUGUCAGGCUAGGGUCAGGGUUAAGCUUUGGGGAGAUGGGUUGUUGCAUUUGGAGCUGGCUAGCUUGGAUCAUAAUCAUCCGGUUAGCCCCUCGAUGGCGAGGUUUUUGAAUUGUUAUAAGCAUUUGACUGGAUUUGCGAAGAAGAAGGCGCUGAGGGAGCAAGAGGAGAAUAUGGUAGCUCAGAGUGAGGAGCCGGUACAAUCUGUGCAUGUUGAUAAAUUGGCUGCGCUUGAGGAGCUUUUGUUUAGGGAAAACGAGUGCCGGAGUUUUGUCGAGAGAGGGAGGUUGAGAUUUGGGGAGGGAGAUUCGGAGGCGAUUAGGUUGUUUUUUACGCGGAUGCAAGCGAAAAAUUCAAACUUUUUCAAUGUGGUUGAUUUGGAUGAGGAGGGUUGUGCUAGAAAUGUGUUUUGGGCUGAUGCAAGGUCUAGGGCUGCUUACCAGUAUUAUAGUGACGUGGUUACGUUGGACACAACGUGUAUAUCGAAUAGAUUUGAUUUGCCGCUUGCAUGUUUUGUUGGUGUGAAUCAUCACGGCCAGCCUGUGUUGUUGGGCUGUGGUUUGCUUUCUGAUGAGACGGCAGAGACAUACAUUUGGUUGCUGAAGGCUUGGAUUGCUUGUAUGUCAGGAUACAUGCCGAAUGCUGUGAUUUCAGAUUAUUGCAAAGGGAUUCAGAGUGCAGUUGCUGAGGUGCUACCAGGGGUUCGUCAUCGUUUCUGCUUGUUUCAGAUAAUGAAGAAAGUCCCAGAGAAUUUGGGUGGGUUGGCCGAGUAUAGAGCUAUUCACAAGCAAUUGCAGAAGGCAGUGUAUGACUCGUUGAGGAUGGAUGAGUUUGAGGAGGAAUGGAGGAAGAUGGUGGAGAUGUAUGGGCUUCAGGGUAAUGAUUGGUUAAGCUUGUUGUAUGAGUUUCGUCAUUCAUGGGUACCAGCCUAUUUGAAAGAUUCAUUUUGGGCAGGUAUGUCCACUAUUCAACGAAAUGAAUCUCCUACACCCUUCUUUGAAGGUUAUGUUGAUCAAAAGACCUCCUUAAAGCAGUUCAUUAGUAAAUAUGAGAUGGCUUUACAGAGUAAGUAUGAAAAGGAAGCCCAAGCAGAUUUUGAGACAUUCCAUAAGAGACGGCCUGCAGUGUCGAAGUUUUACAUGGAAGAGCAGUUGUCCAAGGUGUACACUAUUAACAUGUUCAAAAAAUUCCAAGACGAGAUUGAGGCCAUAAUGUACUGCCAUGCGUCAGUUGUCAGUGUGGAUGGGUCAAGUUCUACCUUUGAUGUGAAGGAAUGUAUCUUUCUGGAAGAUGGUAAGAGGACGAUGAAUAAGAAUCAUGGAGUUCUUUAUGAUGCAGAAAAAAAGGAUGUUCGCUGCAUAUGUGGCUCUUUCGAGUUCAGGGGUAUUCUCUGUAGACAUGCUUUGUCUGUCUUCAAACUGCAACAAGUGCAUGAGAUUCCAUCUCAGUUCGUUUUAGAUCGCUGGAAGAAGGACUUUAAGCGCUUGCAUGUUAUGAACCGACCUUCAGAAGAUAUCAUUGCUAACAACCGUGUGGAUCGUUAUGAUUAUUUAUCAAUGAGAUGCCUUCAGCUUGUUGAGGUAGGGGUUUUAUCCGAUAAGUAUCAACUUGCUCUAAAGUUGAUACGGGAGGCAGAGAAGUUUCUUCUCAGUGAUACCACGUAUGAUGAUACACGGCCUAAGAUUAUUUCUCGCAUAAAUAAAGCAAAUAAGCCAGACAAGGAUGGUGUUCAAGGUGUUGGAAAGAUUGUGGAUGUUGAAAAUGGAGAUGAAGGGAGACGACGGCGUGGGAGGCCACCACAAGGAAAAGAGUCUCAGAUUCCUCAAGGAAUGUCCAAGGUUGGUAAUCCAGCCUAUCAGUUUCACGUCGUUCCGGCUGUACCAUAUUUACAACCCCAUGCUGGGGUACAACCAGGCAAUAAGCCAGUGGAUGGAACAAGUCCAAAUGCUUUGCCAAUAGGUAGUCAAUAUGGAGUGCAGAUGAAUCCGCAACAAUAUAUUGGCAAUCAAGCAGCAAUGAGGCCCAGUGUUGUUUAUAUGUUUCCGGGUGGUUACGAUCCGCAAACACUUGGAAAUGGAUCGAUGAUGCCAUGGAUCUAUCCGCAGAUGUACCAGGCUGGACAGCAACCGAAGGACCCUACUGUGACAACUGGACAGCCCGGUAGGAAAAGGAAAGUGACUCGUCGAAGAAAGAUAGGGCAGUCUGUUGAAAGCUUUAGCGAACCUAGCCUUCCGCCUGCUGGAGUAAUGCCUAGUGGCCCAGCGCAGUCAGGCCCAACACCCACUGGGCCAGCACAGCCCGGCCCAACAUCCACUGGGCCAGCACAGCCCGGCCCAAUGGCCACUGGGUCAGAGUCUUUGGCCACAGCAGCUCCGGGUCCAACACCUUCUCCUCGUGCAGUACCUCCUGGUCCUGUGCCCCAAACUGCCGGUUAGUUAGGUAUGAGGCAGUUGAAAGUAAUUAGUAACCUAUUGAGUUAAGCAAGAUGUCCAUAGAGAAAUACUGAGAAGGAACAAAGACGCAUUCAAGAGUAGGAGAAGUAAUUUUCCAGCUUUUGACCUUCUGGAAUGUAUAGUUCCUUUUCAGAGGCCUGACACAGGCAACGAAUUCAUCGGCAAGGUUCGCUGACCAAGAUACGGAGGUUUGGAGUAUAUGUAGUGUAAUUCUUGAUCAAGAAGUUGCAGGUGGACAUGAAAUAUUCCCUUUUAGAGUAGAGAGCUUUUUUCAGAAAUGUUUUGUGAUGUGUUGGUAAGCCUGGUAAUCCUCUUUAAUGUCAGCAUGUAAAAUGUUGUUAGAAGCGUGAUUCUUCUCAAGAGGAGUGCUUUUGUAAAAACAAUUUGUUUUUUGCAGCCAGGUAUAAAAACCUGUUGAUCCUAAAUUGUUAACGGCGAAGAUUACGUUCUAGCA